This is a messenger RNA of Perca flavescens (yellow perch), 1203 nucleotides long. RefSeq names its product vacuolar ATPase assembly factor VMA21 (gene vma21). The transcript is spliced from 3 exons. Lineage: Eukaryota; Metazoa; Chordata; Actinopteri; Perciformes; Percidae. Gene Ontology annotation, cellular component: endoplasmic reticulum membrane. Bases 64 to 477 code for a protein of 137 amino acids. Gene Ontology annotation, biological process: vacuolar proton-transporting V-type ATPase complex assembly. The record is from RefSeq and is a predicted model, not a curated record.
GCAGGAUAUGAACCAGGCAUCAGCCAGGCCUCGCGAGACUAACUGGCGUCAUGUGACGGUCCCAUGAUCCUAUGCGGAAGAGGAAGGGAUUUCAUUAGGGACAACAACACGCUAACAUUAUCUGAUUAUAUUUUCCGCUUUUACCUUUACCUCGCCACCAUCAGCCCAGCAAUGGACGGACCUGUCAGAGCAGCUUCAGACGCAGGACCGCCGGCUUAUUACAGAGGAAAUGAAAGCUCCCUGGUUUCAGCCCUCAAGACACUGCUGUUCUUCACCAUCCUGAUGGUCACGCUGCCCAUUGGUCUCUACUUUGCAACAAAGGCGUACCUUUUUGAGGGUCCUAUGAAGAUGUCAAGCUCUGACAGCUACUUCUAUGCAGCCAUUGUUGCAGUGCUUGCUGUGCAUGUGGUUUUGGCUUUGUUUGUUUAUGUUGCCUGGAACGAAGGCACGCCUAAAGGGAAGGGCAAAGACGAUUAAGGCAUGUCCUUAUCAGCUCGUAAGACUGGAGGAGACGGGACAGACACGGGCAUGGAUCCGCAGGGGCCCCCCCACCCAACCCCCCCACUAUGGGCUCCAGCACUAAACACAGCACCAUCUACCAACCAGACAGUUAGGGGAUCUGGUUUGCGCUUAGGCUUUAACACAAGGUUAAAGCAUGAAACUACCGUACUGUUCUCUGGUAUGGGGGAGUGGAGGCUGUUAGGUGUGUUUUUCACCAGCCUCAGCAGGCCCGCUUAUUGACUUUUUGUUCUCUUAAAAUGUUACUUUUGUUGACAGAGACAGAGCUAUUUUUAUGAGGCUUUAUUAUAAGCUGCCAUUUGGCUAAGUGCUGUAAGUCCCUUCACAGAAAGAGUUUAUGUAGGAAAACAUCUUGGAUUUUGGAUGACGCGUGCGUGUGCAUGUGCACACACAUACAUGUGCUUGUAAUGUGAAUGUAUUAGGGAUUUGAUUCCAAAAUGCUCUAUGUCCAUUCUGUGAGAAUAUGCACUGCUUAUUUGAUCAUCCUGUCCUCAAAUUUCAGUUAUCUGCAUACAUUUUAAAGAUGACUCUUAACUUCAAUACAAACCCAUCACGUGCUUGACUUUCAUGCUGUACACUUUGGAUCAAAAUCUUCAUGACUUCUUGUCUUCAAAAUAUUCAGACUCAUUGGUUUGUCUUUGUAAACAAGUGUUUUUGUUUUUGUCUGAAAGUGUGUGUGUGUGU